AUGCGCCCUCAAGAGCCCCCUGUCAUCGACUUUGGACCAUACUAUAGCUCAGAUCCGAAUGCGAGAAAUAUUCUCGUUGAACAACUUCGAAGCGCAUGCGAAGAAUUUGGUUUCUUUCAACUCAUCAAUCACAACAUCCCAUUCAGCCUGCAGCGGUCUAUUAUCGAUCAAAGCAAGGACUUCUUCAACCUCCCCAUUGAUACCAAAGAAAAAUACGCAAAAGAUAUUGGUGGUUUCAAUCGCGGAUACGAGCAUCUACGAGCACAAAACUUCGAAAAAUGGACCAAAGGCGACCUAAAAGAAGGAUUCUACCUCGGAAAACACCUCUCAGAGGAUAAUUCUCUUGUUAUUGCAAACAAAUUUGGCCAAGGACCUAACAAGUACCCUGUCGAACUUGAGGAUCCCCAGGCCUUUCGACAUGUCAUGGAUGAAUAUCAUACCGCUAUGAUAUCUCUCGCCGAGGACAUUCUCCGUGCUCUAGCCUGGACUCUAGAUCUGGAGGAUGAUUUCUUCAACUCUUUCUGUGAAGAUCCUGUUGCUACUCUCCGUCUUCUUCAUUAUCCACCUCAAGACCCAGCAACGACAGAUACAGAGCGUGGAAUCGGUGCCCACACUGACUUCGGCGCCGUAACAAUCCUCCUUCAAGACCAAACAGGCGGACUACAAGUCUGGAACAACAGUUCCACGGAAUGGGUCGACGUGACUCCUCUCCCGGGGGCAUACAUAGUCAAUCUAGGAAACCUGAUGAUGCGCUGGACAAACGAUCGCUACCUGUCGAAUUUGCAUCGAGUGAUUAAUAAAAGUGGAAAAGAGCGCUCCAGUGUUCCGUUUUUCUUUUCGGGGAAUCCGGAUUAUGUUGUGCAGUGUUUACCAGGCUGUCUGGGCUCUGGUGCUAAGUACCCGCCUAUUACGGUGCAUCAGUGGAUGACUGGGCGAUUUGCUGAUACUUAUGGUUCUGAUAAGGAGAAUGCGAUGGGAGAUUUGAGGGGGGACGUGGUUGCUGAGGCUAGAUCGUGA
This is a messenger RNA of Penicillium malachiteum, 1017 nucleotides long. RefSeq names its product isopenicillin N synthase family dioxygenase. Bases 1 to 1017 code for a protein of 338 amino acids. The transcript has 4 exons. NCBI's taxonomy places the organism in Eukaryota, Fungi, Ascomycota, Eurotiomycetes, Eurotiales, Aspergillaceae. Gene Ontology annotation, molecular function: dioxygenase activity. The record is from RefSeq and is a predicted model, not a curated record.